CUCCAAGCACUGACUCCCCAUCCACGCGGACCACCACCAGCGCCACAUCCAACCGCCUGCCCAGCGUCCAUCCAUGGAGGGAGCUGCUGAGGAGCUGCAUGGUCCAUCCCUGGAUUCUCCAAGCACUGACUCCCCAUCCACGCUGACCACGGCCAGGGCCACAUCCCACCACCUGCCCAGCGUCCAUCCAUGGAGGGAGCUGCUGAGGAGCUGCAUGGUCCAUCCCUGGAUUCUCCAAGCACUGACUCCCCAUCCACGCUGACCACCACCAGCCACAUCCAACCGCCUGCCCAGCGUCCAUCCAUGGAGGUGAGCACCAUGUCCCCUCUUUUCGCCUCACCAACCAACGGACCUGAUCAGUGUGAGAUCAAUGUCUCCAGCAUGGCCAUACACUUUGUGACAUUGCUCUUCGGUGUCUGUGGGCUGGUUGGGAAUGCGGCUUUCCUCCGGCUCUUCUACAUUAACCCCUCGACCGACUUCGUCUUCAACCAGGCUAUCACCGACUUCCUCUUCCUCAUCAUCAUGGUCCCCUCCACCGUGCUCUUCCUUGUGGAGGAACUGUCCUGCUAUGCUAUAAUGGCCCUGAUGUAUUUGAGCUUCCUUUUCUACCUCUCACUGUUCUCCUACACCAUGGGGCUGUACCGCCUGACAUUCAUCAGCUUUCAGAGGUGCAGGUCCAUCCUCUGCCUGUUUUUCUGUGGUUGCCAACUUCCUGAGCGACUGCUGUUGGUGAUGAUGACUGUACUGUUCUGGGUCCUCCUCUUUGUUGUCACUGCUGUCAAUCCCACGGUGACUUCCCAGUGCCAGUCACUCGAGAAGGAGAAAUGCCAUGUGGCUCUCACCUCCAUAUACGCCCUCAACCUCUUCCUAUUUGCUGCACCCGUGGUCAUUUCCAGCACAAUCCUCUUCAUUCAUUACAAGGCCGGCUCCCAGCAGCAGCAGCAACACAAGAGGCUCGACAUCGUUAUUGUCCUCGUUGCACUCUUCAGUCUGCCCCUCAGUCUCUGGUCUUUCCUGCAGCAGCUCGGUUACACAGCUGUGCCCUCCCAGGUGGUUUUCCUGCUCACCUGCAUCGCCAGCAGCGUCAAACCCUUCAUCUAUUUCUUGGUGGGGAGCUGGAAGAGAGAGUGCGCCAUGGGGAGCUGCUGGAGACACUGCUCCAUGGAGAGCUGCAGGAGGCAUUCCUCUGUGGAGUCCCUAAGGAAGGCAAUCCACAGGGUGUUUGGGGACCCAGAAGAAAACACUUCCUGUGGAAAUGAGCCCACCUCUGAUGCAGAGGACUGAGCCUGUUGCUCCCUUCCACUGCACUGCUGAAGGAACCCAGUGUAGUGGCUGAGGGAUUCCUUGAGGGACCUGAUCAAUAAAUCCCCACAGGAUCACCCUCCCUGUGCUGGUGCAUCCCCCACCCCCUUUCCAGCCCGCACUGGGCUCUGAUCCGUGCUUGGGAGGCCUCAGCCUUGAGGAGCAGUCCCUGGGCUCAGCUCCUCUGGCACUGAUCACAAAAACCCUCUGCUCCCAGGAACGGCUGCUGUCCAACGACCUCCUGGGCUUUUAUCAGCAGCCUUGGGAAUUCUUUUCCUUCCCUGAAUGCCACAACAUCCCUGCUCUCACACUUUCACAGCAAGCUGCCGGCCCCCAGUGUGGCCAGGGUGAAACAUUGCUGUGGCUGCAGCCCAUCCCUUGGGGCCCCGUAAGCAGCAGCCCAAAAGGAGAGCCUUGGAGCUCUCCUGGGCCCAGCAGCGCUGAGCAGAAGCUCCCUGGCCCUGGGGCCUCUCCGAGCUGGGAUCUCUCCCGUCUGCUGCCCUCGGGUGAUCCCCGAACGCCGGCGGCUCCUGGGCCGAUCCCCCAGGGCUCGAGGCCCAAGCCUUGGCACGGUGAGGAGAUGCCAACGGAUCCGCAGGGAGCAUUUCACUGCCUCCCAGGGGAAUUUCUCACAGGCACCCUGCACGGACUCUUCCUGUCUGUGUGCACACACGAGUGCAUCUGCUCCUGCAAAUGUGGGGAAAUGCUGCUCUCCCCGGUGUUCCAGUGCCUGAGACACCUGAGGGGGUCAGGCCUGGGAGCAAGGCUAAGGCCUGAGAUACCAUUGCAGCUAAACGCUCUUCAUGUUAUUUCUUUGCUAAAUUGUUAAUUUCAAGGUAGAAAAGUAGGAAUGGCUUGGAGAAGCAGAGACACUGCUCAUGGUCCCAGGUGGAGCAGGGCAGGAGCGGGGCUGUCCUAGGGGAAAAGGUGGCCCUGGAGCGUGACUGGAGGUGGUCAGAGGGUUCCAUAAAAGUUGCGGGGGUUUUGGAUGGAUCUGGAGGAGUUUGGGAAGGGUCUGGAUGCUGCUGAUCCCAAAUGUCCUGACUGGAGAGCAGCAGAGCUCGAUGGGCAGCACUUCAAGGCACAGAGCGGCCAUGGGAUAAGAUAGGAUGGAAUGGGAUGGGAACUGGGAGUGAUCCUGAGAUCAGCCAGAGUAAAUUUUCCAACACAAUGGGAGGCAUUAGAAAGGAAAAAGAGAUGGAUCUCUCCAUAUUUCCAUUUGAGGUGAGACUUUACAACAGGGGUUUUACCCAUAAUAACCACACAGAGCCACUAGAGUUCCUUUGUCAUCUAAUACAUAAACAUCAUUUUCCUAGGACUCUUUUACAAGCAUCCGCCUCCUUCUCCAAGUCCUUUCCUGGUCCUGGACGAUGCCUCACAGGGGUCUUUUGUGGUCACAUUCACUGAGUGCUCUGAGAAUAAAGAUGACCCUGCCUGUAGUAGUAGGGACAGGCGAACGGAAGAUCUCGGGAUGUGACGGAAAGAGAGACCCUUCCCUGUUUUCCCUGCUUCACGUUAUCUAUUAACCCCAGAGCAUGUAACCACACCUAACCCUGUAGUUUUCCAC
Messenger RNA from Taeniopygia guttata (zebra finch), 2869 nucleotides. The record is from RefSeq and is a predicted model, not a curated record. Lineage: Eukaryota; Metazoa; Chordata; Aves; Passeriformes; Estrildidae.